This is a messenger RNA of Ostrea edulis (European flat oyster), 2527 nucleotides long. RefSeq lists its product as uncharacterized. NCBI's taxonomy places the organism in Eukaryota, Metazoa, Mollusca, Bivalvia, Ostreida, Ostreidae. The transcript is spliced from 2 exons. Gene Ontology annotation, biological process: proton transmembrane transport. Gene Ontology annotation, molecular function: proton channel activity. The coding region runs from base 706 to 2313 and encodes 535 amino acids. Gene Ontology annotation, cellular component: membrane. The record is from RefSeq and is a predicted model, not a curated record.
UUGUUGUUGUUGUUUUUUUUGUUUGUUUGUUUGGUUUUUCUUUUGGUUUUUUUUUUUGGCUGUUUUCCGCCACACACAACAAUUUUUCUAGCUGCAGAACUGUAGCUCUCUGAAAAAAUAUUUUGACGGAACAGAGAGCUACAGUUCCACCCUUAAUAAAAACCUUCGAUUUACGGCGCACAAAAAGCUGCGCACAAUUGAGGCCUGAUAUCGUUGUAUUCUUGUGUUGCUGUCUCAUAAAUUUAAUAUCAAAAAAUUCUUAACAUAUUUUCUUACUAUAGCUGUGUCCAAACAUACCUUCAAAUAUUCAUUAAAGCCCCAUACGACCCGAAAACUCCCAGCUUCAAAUAAUUUCGUUUGUUGACGUAGCCAUUUUAGAUUUUUUUAAAAACCGACCUUGACAUUGGAACCAUCAGAGUAUAUUUUUUUCCCCAAUAAUUAUAAAAUUGAAUUCUCUAAAUCAAUGGGAGUUUAAACAGGAAAAAUAUACAAAUUCAUGCCAUAUUAUGAUUACAUUUAAAAUUUAGUCGAUGUGUUUCCUGUUUAAAUGUGAAUCUCAGUUCUUUAUUUAACACUUCCGUGAUGCUAUUUUACAAGCUUUAUUCUCGUCUUGGCUUUUAAAAUUCUUGGUAUUUAAAUAAUUUUGAAUAGACAAGGAAUCUAUUUUGAAAGAGUUAUCUCCUUACACUAGGUCAGGGAUACGAGAUGGGUACUUUGAUGAAAAUACCUGAAAUCACAAGGGCCGUUGGAAAUGCCGUGAUUGUGGAUCCUCUAACCGCUGGGGGUGCACGUGAUCCAGCCGACCCACAAGACCACCGCUCCGAUGGUCAGAUAGGUGCAACUGUGACCAUCACCUGUCUCACCUCCAUUUGCUUCGUCCUCGUCGCAGUCUUUUGUCGUGAGCGCUCCGAAAAUGAAUUUGCAUUUAUCGCCUUUUUAGUGAUCAUAUUAGUAAUCGUUUUAAUCGCCAUAUUUGCUAUUCUAUGGAUAUCUGUUGUUGCUCAUCGUAAUACGGAUACCUGGUAUCGAUAUGAUACAAGAGAACAAAAAGACGGACUAAAAAUUGCCAUUACAUUCCUAUGGGUUUUCGGUAUGGCUUCUGUUGUUGGAGAGGCUUUAGAAAUGACGACAAACAUAAGUUGCUUAGAUUUUAAUCACAAGAUAAAUACCACCGGAUACAAGGUUAGAUGGUACUUGAUUUGCAGUAAUCUGACCACUAUUUUAUUCUGCUGUAUCCAGAUAACUUUCGUGAGUUACUUCAUUCAUUACAAUUUCGGAAAUUAUAUCUCCAUAAACUAUGGUUUGCUGAUCACGCUAAUGACGAAUGCUGUGUUGUGGUUCAUCUCUGAAGAGAAGAAAAUAGCAGAAUAUUACGAAAAAGAUUCCAACACACAUGUAAACAGGUCACAAGAUCCUUGCUUUUGGGGAUCAAAUAUUACAAGAUAUGUCGCGUCUAAUCUGAACCCUUACCUUUCACCAGCGAACAUCGAGUUCUUUUUGCUCUCCUCCGGAUUAAUCCUGGGAAUGAUGCCAAAACGUUCUGAAAGCAAUGCUCCACAGGAGGACGACCGGUGGUCGUCUGAUGAAAUGGUUCCAAUCCUACAUUCAUCAGAAAGACGAACAUCUGCAGACAGGAUCCACCAACAUCUCCACCCUGUUACUUACCUUAGUUUCAUUAUUGUAGUCAUUAUUGUCAAUCUAACACUUAUUACAGGCAAUGUGAUAUUCGUCUUUGUUCAACCAGAGAUGUUUUCUACGUGGAUAUCCAUUGACACAUGCUACAAAGUUAUCAUGACAAUAGUGAUAAUGCUCAUCUAUUAUCACAUCCAUAUUAUGGGUAACAUUGAGCCAGGAAAUUACUAUCUUAAGCCAGGCCAGUACAUACUUCUUAUCUCUACAACAGGCACUGUAGCCGUCUGUAUGUUCGGAAUGAUCGGGGGUAUCCGAAUCCUCCCAACACUUGCAGGAACUAUCUAUAUAGCAGGCAAUUGUUUGGACAUUUACGUGGCUUUCUCACAAACUACUUUGUUGAUACAUUUAGAAAGAGUUAACCGACUUCAAUUUAAAGGCAACCACAUUCCUACCGAAAUUCUCUGCUUUUUUAUGGCUUCCUGCAACAUCUCAUAUUGGAUAAUAGACAGUUUUGUUGAUGCCCGUUAUGCAGAGUCAAAAUACAUCAAGGGCCCGAUAUUUGAAAACUGGGAUCAUUUACAAAAGUUACUAGCACCAUUGUUAAUUUUUUACCGUUUCCACACAUUUCUUGAUUGGUACAUACUAUACUGUAAAUUCAAAAGAAUGCAUACUUUUUAUUAGGUAGUGUUACUAAGUAGACUAAAUAUCUCGUUCCCACAUACACGUCAUAAUCCAGAAAAUAAGUACAAGGGGCGGGUCUUUUUCACAUUGGUUUCCACCUCAGUAAUCGGGUAGCAACUUUACUUUAUGUUCUCUGUACAUAUAUUAUAAUUAUCAAUGGUGAAAGAUGCAUGAAGAUAGAUUAACUAUUAAUAAAAACGUCAAUUUCUUUACA